Acipenser ruthenus (sterlet) is the source of this 2637-nucleotide messenger RNA. Its product is annotated as tetratricopeptide repeat protein 16. The transcript is spliced from 14 exons. Bases 170 to 2098 code for a protein of 642 amino acids. The record is from RefSeq and is a predicted model, not a curated record. Lineage: Eukaryota; Metazoa; Chordata; Actinopteri; Acipenseriformes; Acipenseridae. Gene Ontology annotation, molecular function: protein binding.
GGUUACCGUGUACCGAUACACGCUUUUGCAAUCAGAAAGUUCUGAAAGCAUGGAGCUGCGGCAGAAAACAUGUCAAAACUAACAUCCGAAGAACUGUUUAAAAGUAAAACAAAAAUAAAAAUCUCAAAAGGCGGGUGUCCUGGCAAAGGUUCAUCAGGACUAGCUACUGAUGGGAGAUCAGAUGGAUUUAGCAACUGAGGGAGGGAGGAAAGAAGGCUCAAGAGCUACAGAAGAGGUCAGCGAUGGCAGCAUGUUUUCUACUGCGGUCUCAGAGGAACAGUUGGAGGAGGCACGAGAGAAAUCCCGGAGACGGCUUUUUGGGUCCAGCCGCAUCUUUGAAUUAGAAGAGGACAAGAAAGACCGGUUGGAGCUGUGCGGGAGGUCCAUCAUUGAACUCCGUGCUGCAGAGCACUAUGGGAGGGGUGUGGAGGCAGUGUCCAAGGCAGAUUGGGAGAGGGCUGUGCACUUUUUCACCAAAACCAUUAAUUUGCAGCCCCAGCAGACAAGGCUGUACGUGUGCAGAGCUGAAGCCUACCUGCAACUGUGUGACUUCCAGUCCGCUGCCUUGAACUACAGGAAGGCGUCUGCUCUCGAGCCACAAUCUGAGGCCUUCCACCUACGCCUUGCAUUCAUCUUCUACCUGCAGGGUCAGUGCCUAUUUGACCAUGGCAGGCAUCUAGAUGCACUGGAGUCCUUUGCCAAGGCUGCAGAACUGAGACCUGACUACCGCCCGUACCACAUGAGGAGCUUGGCCUGUCUGGCAGCGAUUGGCCGACAUAGUGACUGUCUGCUUUUGGUGAGCAAGCGGAUAGAAACAGAAAUGGAUGACCCUGAGCUGUACAUUCUGCGUGCAAGGCUGCACAAACACUUCAACCAGUUGACCAUUUGUUACCACGAUGUGAAGGCAGCGCUGGCGCUGGCCCCAGACAUACCAGAGGGACGGUCUCUGCUGAUGGAACUGGAAGGCAGUGCAGAGCAAGCACGGAGGCUGGCACUGAGCAGGGCUGUGGCAGGGAACCUCCAGGAAGCCCUGCAAAAGAUCAACACUGCCCUAGAGAACAACCCUGAGGAGGUCCAGUACUACCUCUUCAGAGGGACCCUGUACCGGAGGCUAAAGGACUUCAACACUGCGAUCGAUGACUUCAUCCUGGCUCUGGAUCGGAGUGGGGGUGAGGAGGGGAGAUCCGUGCAGGCUGAGGCCCAGAGGCAGCUGCUGCUGACCUACAAUGAUUUUGCAGUGCACUGCUUCACCCGUGGCUUCUAUGAGGAGGCAGUGAUGCUGCUCAACAAGGCCAUCGGGAUGGAGAAGCGCGAGAAGGGCCUCUACAUUAACAGAGGGGACUGUUUCUUCAAACAGCGAGAGCUGGAGUUUGCCCUGGCUGAUUAUCAGCAAGCCGAGGAGCUGGACCCAUUGGACCGGAGUAUUAAGAUCCGCUUCGCAGUGGUAUACAGUACUAUGGGGCAGAGGGACUACGAGAGUGGAAGUAAAUACAUUGAAGCCUUGGAAAACUUCUCCCGUGCUAUCCAGUACAAUCCCGGUGUGUCUCAAUAUUAUGAGUAUCGGGCCAAGGCUCGCCAGAAGCUUAACGAGGAGCAUGGGGCACGGCAGGACAUCAUAAUGUCGCUGCUACUGGACCCCAGCAAUGACCAGGCUGUGCCUCUGCUUUCUCGGCUCUACCCUGGGUGCACUGUCACAGAUAUUCUAUCCAGUGAGGCUGGGGAGAUGGCCAAAAUGAAGCUGGAUGUCAGCCUCCAAGCCUGUGGCCUGUAUGAAGAUCCCUCAAGUUUUAAAAGGGACCCCCACAAACCACCGCCAAAACAUGAGAAACCAAGUGAAGAGCCUGCUGACGCAGCGGACACCGAGAAUAGCAUCGCACCGUGCAUUGGAGAUACCGACCUAUAUCAUGAAAUUAUGAGGAGUAAAAUUAAGAUAAACCGAGCUGUUAAGUGUGCACUUCAGGAGCGCCGCUCCCUGCGUUCCGAUGGCCCCAGGGUGUCUGCUCUGGCCCGGCCAGCCUCUGCGGAGCCCCCACAGGAUGCAGACAGGCCCUACCGCUGGAAGAAGUUUAACACUGCCGUAGGGCUGCAGUUCAGAUAAUUUAAGACCCAGCACACAGUUCUCUUGAUGUGUUCAGAAUAAAACACCAAAACAUUCAUAAUUCAUAUAUUCAUCUGCUAACCAUGAUAUAAAAUGGAAAAGGUAUCGGGACAGAUAUUUAUAGCAUGCUACUAAUUUACAAGGCUGUCUUAAGCAAUGGAUGCACUGGUCAACAGCCUUUUUGGUUGUGUGAUAACUGUAAAGGAACUACAGUCGUCUGUCUUUUAUAGUAACUGAAGUUUAGAAUCUCUUAACUAGCCUCUAAUGCAUUGCUUCUGAAUCAACCUGUAAAUGGCUCCAUCUCCAACACUUUGAUAAAUAAUUAAUAUCAAAAUAUACAAUACUCACAGGAAGAAUGCAAAUUAAAGAUUAUAUCAACAUUUGUUUCACAGCAUUGUUUCCUUUUGUAAAAACACACAGAUAGAGUCAGAACAGUUUAUUUAACCAUUUUUAUUAUGGAUUCUAGAGCAGACUAUACAGCCAAUGUUUAUGUUCAACUAAAAAAAAAAAUAAUACAAGUUGAUGAGGGCACAAUAAUG